GCCGGGGCGGGCACCGUGACGGUUGGAACUUGCCGCCGGGCUGGCAGCUCCUACGGUAUGGAGCUGCAGCCCCAAAGAUAACUGGAAACUGAGGCACAGACAGUUUAAGUGACUUACCCAAGGUCACACGGCUUUUUUUCUUAUAAAGCUAAGAAAAUCGCAAGGCACAUGUCAGUGAAUCAGCAAGAUCUAGAUCCAGAUAGUACUACAGAUGUGGAAAAUGUUACAGAUGCUGAAGAAGAACUUAUUAAAGAAUGUGAAGAAAUAUGGAAGGAUAUGGAAGAAUGUCAGAAUAAAUUAUCGCUUGUUGGAACUGAGACACUCACUGAUUCAAAUGCUCAGCUGUCAUUAUUAAUUAUGCAAAUGAAAUAUUUGACUGCUGAACUAAGUCAAUGGCAGAAAGAAACUCCUGAAAUAAUUCCACUGAAUGAAGAAGUUCUGUUAACAUUAGGAAAAGAAGAGUUCCAAAAACUGAGACAUGAUCUUGAAUUGGUACUAUCUACUACUCAAUCAAAGAAUGAAAAGUUAAAGGAAGACUUGGGAAGGGAGCAACAGUGGUUGGAAGAACAGCAACAGAUAUUGGAAUCUCUUAAUGUUCUACACAAUGAAUUGAAAGAGCAGGUUGUGACAUUUUCUGAAUCAAGAGUCUUUAAUGAGCUGAAAACUAAAUUGCAUGAUAUUAAAGAAUAUAAGGAGAAACUCUUGAUUACCUUGGGUGAGUUUCUAGAAGACCAUUUUCCUCUGCCUGAUAGAACUGUUAAAAAGAAAAAGAAAAACAUUCAAGAAUCAACUACACAGCUGAUAACACUGCAUGAAAUGUUAGAGAUUCUUUUAAAUAGAUUAUUUGAUGUUCCACAUGAUCCAUAUGUCAAAAUUAGUGAUUCUUUUUGGCCACCAUAUAUUGAGCUGCUCCUGCGUAAUGGAAUUGCCUUGAGACAUCCAGAAGAUCCAACCCGAAUAAGAUUAGAAGCCUUCCAUCAGUAAAAGAUGGUCUCUUUUUCACACAGUACUCAAAGAAUCUUGUCAUUCAAGGAUAAUGGAAACACUGAGGAUUACUUGGCUAAAGAACAUUAUUUGCAAAUUGAAGCACAUAGUCCAUCUUCCUUUUAUCCUUAAAAUGACACACACUGCCAUUCAUUUAAAAAUGGUCCUUUCAUGUGCAGUUAGUGCUUUGGUGUUUUAAACUAGAUGGACAAGAAUGCAAGUGAAAAGUAUUCUAGACUUAAUCAUUACAAAACAUUUAAUGUAUCUUACUUUUGCAAUAUUCUUUGGCAAAUUCCUUGUUAAUUAAUGAUAUUACUAACGUAACAUUUUCCUUUUAAAAUUUAUGACAGUUUCUUUUAGGCAUUUUGAGUUGUAGUUGGUGCUUUACCUCCUUUAAAUUUAGGAAUUGUAAUGCAAAGGCCAUUUAAUUUGCAGAUGGCUUUAAAAUUGACUUAGUAUCUGAUGUAGAAGGAAGCAUAAUUUUAAAGUAUAUAGUAAAUUGUUCCAUGUGUACUGUCUUAUUUCUAGAUUUGUCAAAAAUUGAAAUAUAAAAAACUAAUGGAUAAAGGUAGCAUGAAAACUAUAUUUUAAAGUAUAUUAUGUAACAAGUGAUAUUAUAUAUUAAACCGCUCUUGACUGUUAAUUAUUACUAACAAAAUUGUGUUCAUAAAAUUUUGUUUAUUCUCUGUGACUUUUCUGUAAAUAAAAUUCUGUCAUCUAAAAAUCUC
Molecule: messenger RNA, 1712 nt
Organism: Diceros bicornis minor
Lineage: Eukaryota; Metazoa; Chordata; Mammalia; Perissodactyla; Rhinocerotidae
Gene: CENPK
Product: centromere protein K
Exons: 11
Coding region: 169-984 (271 amino acids)
Biological process (GO): kinetochore assembly; mitotic sister chromatid segregation
Cellular component (GO): nucleus
Source: RefSeq, a predicted model, not a curated record